Molecule: messenger RNA, 2711 nt
Organism: Tachyglossus aculeatus (Australian echidna)
Lineage: Eukaryota; Metazoa; Chordata; Mammalia; Monotremata; Tachyglossidae
Product: protein argonaute-1
Exons: 19
Coding region: 51-2624 (857 amino acids)
Molecular function (GO): RNA binding; protein binding
Source: RefSeq, a predicted model, not a curated record
CCCAUCACCCGUCGCGCUCCGGGCUGCCUGACAAUCCAGGGGUGUAUGGGAUGGAAGCGGGACCCUCGGGAGCAGCUGCUGGCACCUACCUGCCUCCCCUGCAGCAGGUGUUCCAGGCCCCACGCCGGCCCGGGAUAGGUACCGUGGGGAAGCCCAUCAAACUUCUGGCCAACUACUUUGAGGUGGACAUCCCCAAGAUUGACGUCUACCAUUAUGAGGUGGACAUCAAGCCAGACAAGUGCCCUCGCAGAGUCAACAGGGAGGUGGUGGAGUAUAUGGUGCAGCACUUCAAACCACAGAUCUUCGGCGAUCGGAAGCCAGUGUAUGAUGGGAAGAAGAACAUUUACACGGUCACGGCGUUGCCCAUCGGCAAUGAGAGGGUGGAUUUUGAGGUGACGAUCCCAGGGGAGGGGAAGGACCGGAUCUUCAAGGUCUCCAUCAAAUGGAUGGCCAUCGUCAGUUGGCGUAUGCUGCAUGAGGCGCUGGUCAGUGGCCAGAUCCCCGUCCCCCUCGAGUCCGUGCAGGCCCUGGACGUAGCCAUGCGCCACCUGGCAUCCAUGAGGUACACACCCGUGGGCCGCUCCUUCUUCUCACCCCCCGAGGGCUACUACCAUCCGUUGGGUGGAGGCCGUGAGGUCUGGUUUGGCUUUCACCAGUCCGUUCGCCCAGCCAUGUGGAAGAUGAUGUUGAACAUCGAUGUCUCGGCCACGGCCUUCUAUAAGGCGCAGCCAGUGAUCGAGUUCAUGUGUGAGGUGCUGGACAUCCGGAACAUCGACGAGCAGCCCAAGCCCCUGACUGACUCCCAGCGGGUCCGCUUCACCAAGGAGAUCAAAGGCCUGAAGGUAGAGGUGACGCACUGUGGGCAGAUGAAGCGGAAAUAUCGAGUCUGUAACGUCACCCGUCGGCCUGCCAGCCACCAGACUUUCCCCCUUCAGCUAGAGAGCGGGCAGACUGUGGAGUGCACAGUGGCACAGUACUUCAAGCAGAAAUACAACCUGCAGCUCAAGUAUCCCCACCUUCCGUGUCUUCAGGUGGGCCAGGAGCAGAAACAUACCUACCUGCCCCUGGAGGUCUGUAACAUUGUGGCAGGACAGCGUUGCAUCAAGAAACUGACGGACAAUCAGACGUCGACCAUGAUCAAGGCGACCGCGAGGUCUGCGCCGGACAGGCAGGAAGAGAUCAGCCGUCUGAUGAAGAAUGCCAGCUACAACCUGGACCCUUACAUCCAGGAGUUCGGGAUCAAAGUGAAGGACGAUAUGACGGAGGUGACGGGCCGGGUGCUGCCGGCACCGAUCCUGCAGUACGGGGGCCGGAACCGUGCCAUCGCCACUCCCAACCAGGGGGUGUGGGACAUGCGGGGAAAGCAGUUCUACAACGGGAUUGAGAUCAAGGUCUGGGCCAUCGCCUGCUUUGCACCCCAGAAGCAGUGCCGAGAGGAAGUGCUGAAGAACUUCACAGACCAGCUGCGCAAGAUCUCCAAGGACGCAGGGAUGCCCAUCCAGGGCCAGCCGUGCUUCUGCAAAUACGCCCAGGGCGCCGACAGUGUGGAGCCCAUGUUCCGCCACCUAAAGAACACCUAUUCGGGCCUCCAGCUUAUCAUCGUCAUCCUUCCAGGGAAAACCCCCGUCUACGCGGAGGUGAAACGUGUUGGGGACACGCUCCUGGGCAUGGCCACGCAGUGUGUGCAGGUGAAGAACGUGGUGAAGACCUCCCCUCAGACCCUCUCCAACCUCUGCCUCAAGAUCAACGUCAAGCUUGGGGGAAUCAACAACAUCCUGGUCCCCCAUCAGCGCUCCGCCGUCUUCCAACAGCCCGUGAUAUUCCUGGGGGCGGAUGUGACCCACCCCCCGGCGGGAGACGGCAAGAAGCCCUCCAUCACCGCUGUGGUGGGCAGCAUGGACGCCCACCCGAGCCGGUACUGCGCCACGGUGCGCGUCCAGCGGCCGCGGCAGGAGAUCAUCGAGGACCUGUCCUACAUGGUGCGGGAGCUGCUCAUCCAGUUCUACAAGUCCACCCGCUUCAAACCCACCCGCAUCAUCUUCUACCGAGAUGGAGUCCCUGAGGGUCAACUCCCCCAGAUCCUCCACUAUGAGCUGCUGGCCAUCCGCGAUGCCUGCAUCAAGUUGGAGAAGGACUACCAACCCGGGAUCACCUACAUCGUUGUCCAGAAACGCCACCACACACGCCUUUUCUGUGCCGAUAAGAACGAGAGGAUUGGGAAGAGUGGAAACAUCCCAGCAGGAACCACUGUGGACACCAAUAUCACCCACCCUUUCGAGUUUGAUUUCUACCUGUGCAGUCAUGCAGGCAUUCAGGGUACAAGCCGGCCGUCCCAUUACUACGUCCUCUGGGACGACAAUCGGUUCACGGCGGACGAGUUGCAGAUCCUGACCUACCAGCUGUGCCACACGUACGUGCGUUGCACACGUUCCGUCUCCAUCCCCGCCCCUGCGUACUACGCCCGACUGGUGGCCUUCCGGGCCCGCUAUCACCUGGUGGACAAGGAGCAUGACAGUGGAGAGGGCAGCCACAUAUCCGGGCAGAGCAACGGGCGGGACCCCCAGGCCCUGGCCAAAGCCGUGCAGGUUCACCAGGACACUUUGCGCACCAUGUACUUUGCUUGAAAGGCCGAACGUCGUUACCUCACUGGAGAGAAGAAAGCUUUCAGACCCGAAGGAGCCAUCACGACAGAACCACCGGGAAGUGGCUUU